CGUUAUAUUUUUUUAGCCGAAUAAAAGGGAGCACUUCAGUUUGAAACUUAAUUGCACCGUUUUUGUAUCAGAGGGUAUUAUAGUCAGACAUUUCUUCCUCUGAGCAUUAAUAUCGCAAAUAUUCAGUCGGGCUGCGACAGCAUCAUCCGCGCUGUGACGGAGUCAUCUCUGGAAAUACGAGGAUCCUCGCUAUGAUUCAGUGAUAUUUUGACACAUAUUGCAGGAUUCGUCGUACAGGAUGAUGCCAGACUAUGGGUUGAUUAAAAAUGGACGGGAACCGAUAGUAAAUGACACUAUGCAGGGCGCUGAAUAAGAGGAAGACACGUGCGGCGGUUCAGAUCUCAUUUCAAAAUGGAGUCAACAGAGCAGCUUUGUAAUGCCUCGGCAUGUGGAAAGCUGGAAAAAGUGCUUGCUUUGUUGCAAGCUGGAACUUAUGUUAAUGGAAGAAAUAGGUUUGGGAGAACUGCUUUGCAGGUGGCGAUGCUGGGAAACAGCGCUCUCGUCAACGCUCUCCUCGAGGCAGGAGCUGACCCCAACGUGCGCGACAUGAUCCUAAAGCUCACCGUGACUCACGAUGCCGCACGCGAGGGUUUCCUGGAGACAGUGCGCGUGCUGGUAGAUCGUGGGGCGGAUGUGAAUCUCGCGGACGAAAACGGUAACCUGCCACUGCAUCUGGCCGCGAAGGAGGGGCACCUGGAGGUGGUGAAGCUUCUCCUGGAGCUGACCGAGGACCCCCAGAAGACCAACGAUCUGGGACACUCCGCUCUGAAGCUGGCACGAGACGCCAAGCACGAGGAGACGGCUGAUUUCAUCGAGCAGUGUUUGGGCUCCUGUGAGUGAUACUUGAAACCAAGUCAGUGAAGACUGGACUUUAAACCAAAUAAAAUCAAACUAAAUAAACGUACGUCAAAA
This is a messenger RNA of Girardinichthys multiradiatus, 912 nucleotides long. It is a transcript of the gene cdkn2c, whose product is annotated as cyclin-dependent kinase inhibitor 2C (p18, inhibits CDK4). Gene Ontology annotation, cellular component: nucleus. The transcript has 5 exons. Gene Ontology annotation, biological process: negative regulation of cell population proliferation; regulation of cyclin-dependent protein serine/threonine kinase activity. The coding region runs from base 352 to 840 and encodes 162 amino acids. Gene Ontology annotation, molecular function: protein kinase binding; cyclin-dependent protein serine/threonine kinase inhibitor activity. The record is from RefSeq and is a predicted model, not a curated record. Lineage: Eukaryota; Metazoa; Chordata; Actinopteri; Cyprinodontiformes; Goodeidae.